AUGUCCGCUGCGGCCGCGCCCAUGGGCUCCGCGGGGCCGCCGAAGAAGCGCAAGCUUCCCUACCCCACCUCACCGGAGCCGGAAGAGGAAGAGGAAACGGCCCACGUCAACAUCGCCGCCGACGACGAGGAGAAGGAGCAGGUGGAGGGCGGCAAGGACGAGACGGGGAAGGGGAAGGAGAGGAAGGAUGGGUCGGGGAUCCUCACGAGCAGGCUCUUCUCGGAGCUCCCCAUCUCCGACCUCACCGCCAGGGCCAUCACGGAGAUGGACUACACCCGCCUCACCCACAUUCAAGAUCAAUCGAUACCGCCUCUGUUGGAAGGAAGGGAUGUGAUGGGGGCUGCCAAGACGGGCUCGGGGAAGACCCUCGCGUUCCUCAUACCAGCGAUCGAGAUGCUCUAUAACCUGCGGUUCUCACCACGAAAUGGGACCGGAGUUGUGGUGGUUUGCCCCACGAGGGAGCUUGCCAUCCAGACACACAAUGUUGCCAAGAAAUUAAUGAAGUACCACUCACAAACUCUUGGAUAUGUAAUUGGUGGCAACAGCCGGAGAGGUGAAGCUUCUCAGCUUGUGAAGGGCGUCAACUUAUUAGUUGCUACACCAGGAAGACUUUUGGAUCAUCUGCAGAAUACCAAGGGUUUCAUGUAUAAGAGCAUAAAGUGCCUUAUAAUUGAUGAAGCUGAUCGCAUACUCGAGCAAAACUUCGAGGAAGAUAUGAAGCAGAUAUUUAGGCACCUUCCUCGGAGUAGGCAGACUGUUCUGUUUUCCGCUACACAAACUUCAGAGGUUGUAGAUUUUGCCAAGCUCUCAUUUGAGAAAAACGAAGAACAAAAAGGAACCCCCGUUUAUAUCUCAGUUCAUGAUGUUAAAUCAAAAGCUACUGUUGCAGGUUUACAGCAGGGCUACUGUGUUAUUCCUAGCAACGACAAGUUUCCGAUUCUAUAUUCUUUCCUAAAAAAGAAAAAGUCUAAGAAGGUCAUGGUGUUCUUUUCGUCAUGUAGCUCAGUCAACUUCCAUGCGGAGCUUCUAAAUUUUCUCCAUAUAGAGUGUUCUGAGAUCCAUGGGAAACAAAAGCAGCAGAAACGAACUACAACAUUCUUUAACUUUUGCAAGGCAGAAAGUGGCAUCUUAUUAUGCACUAAUGUUGCUGCACGCGGUCUUGAUAUUCCCGAUGUGGAUUAUAUUGUGCAAUAUGACCCUCCGGAUGAACCAAAGGAAUACAUUCACAGAGUUGGCCGUACUGCACGUGGCGAGAAGGGAAAAGGAAGUGCCUUAUUGUUCUUACUGCCACAAGAAUUAAAGUUUCUUAUUUACCUGAAGGAAGCCAAUAUUUCUCCCACAGAAUACGUGUUAAAUAAAAAGCAAGUGCCAAAUUUGCAGCCAUACCUUGAGAAAAUCGUUGGUGAGAAUGACAUCCUCAAACAGUCAGCUAAAGAAGCCUAUAGAUCGUACAUUUUGGCAUACAACUCACACUCCAUGAAAGACAUUUUUAAUGUUCAUGGACUUGAUAUAAAGGAGGUAGCAGCAUCAUUCUGUCUUGGUAACCCUCCAAAACUGAGCUUGAACCUGGCGAGCAGCGCCUCCAAACAGAGGAAGAAGAUGAGGAAAAUGGAUCCCGGGAGGAGGCGGUGAUGAUAAAAGGUGAACCUGAACCGGGCGAGUAGUUCGCGAUAGUGUAGAGGGCCAAUAUUUUUCAGUGGGUCGCAGCGGCAGUAAUGUUAAUAUCAGAGCUUGCUCUACAAUUUUUGUAUAGAUAACUUACCAC
Molecule: messenger RNA, 1765 nt
Organism: Lolium rigidum
Lineage: Eukaryota; Viridiplantae; Streptophyta; Magnoliopsida; Poales; Poaceae
Product: DEAD-box ATP-dependent RNA helicase 27-like
Exons: 12
Coding region: 1-1632 (543 amino acids)
Biological process (GO): maturation of LSU-rRNA from tricistronic rRNA transcript (SSU-rRNA, 5.8S rRNA, LSU-rRNA)
Cellular component (GO): nucleolus
Molecular function (GO): ATP binding; nucleic acid binding; RNA helicase activity
Source: RefSeq, a predicted model, not a curated record